Meloidogyne enterolobii is the source of this 945-nucleotide messenger RNA. The record is from the annotation of a GenBank genome assembly. NCBI's taxonomy places the organism in Eukaryota, Metazoa, Nematoda, Chromadorea, Rhabditida, Meloidogynidae.
AUGCCACAAGUCAUAUUCAACACAACUUACCACCAAAAAAUAUCUUCCAAACUUGCUUUACUCACAACUACAACAGUACCCACACUUACCUCCUCCCUUACCUCCCUCUCCACCUACACUUCAAAAAAUCUUCCAAAAAAUAUUUCAACAAAUUCUUCCCUUCUACCAAUUGUAAACAAUAUUGGCGGCAUUGCCCUAUUCGCCCUAGUAUUGGCAGCCUUUUUUUGUUUCUGUAUCUGCGUGAUCUGCCUAGGGGGGCUCUGCGCCGAUUCGUCCUCCUCCGCCGCCUCGAAACAAAAAUUGUGUUUUUGCUGUGUUUGUGAGUGCUGUCUAGAGGAGGAACUGGAAGAGGAGGAUAACUACAACAACGACGAAAGCGAUUUUUCGUAUAGGCGUUGGCAGCGUCGGCGAUUACGACAGCAGUCCAGAUCCUCGUCCAAUCUAAUUUAUAACGCGGCCACAGCAGUAAAUAUGCCUUCAAUGUUACUCCUUCAAUUAAUGCUGGCUGAUAGCUUUAAUAAUUUGAAUAAUAAAAAUAAUAAGAAAAAUGUGGCUAGUGAAGGAGGAGAAGAAGGAAGAGUGUCUCUCUACGACCGUAUCAGAACCGAAGCAAUUCGCCCAACAACUAUCAACAGGCACGCAGAACGCUCAUAUAGGGAAGCUUGUAAAGAAUUAGUUUCUUCAAGUCCACAAGGUGCAGAAACUUCAGAAUUGCUUGAAUUAUUAAAUAAUGUACAUUUAAAGGCUAUAUUACAAGCCCAAGAAGUAUCAAUGGAAGAGAUUUAUGCAGCAAUUACCCCAAUUGCUACAACCAGUAGUGGGAGCAGUCAACCAACUUCUCCUGAUGUAGUUGUUAUUAAUUCACCGCAACUCAUUGCUGGGGUUAAUGUAUGUCGAGGGAGAAAAUAUUUUAAAAAAGUUUCCGGAAAAUACAAAAUCUAUUAA